Rotaria sp. Silwood2 is the source of this 1086-nucleotide messenger RNA. NCBI's taxonomy places the organism in Eukaryota, Metazoa, Rotifera, Eurotatoria, Philodinida, Philodinidae. The record is from the annotation of a GenBank genome assembly.
AUGUCGUCAUCAAUGCAGCCAUAUCCAGCAUUAGUGUUGAUUCAAGGAAUAAUAACACGUUAUGGAUAUCCAGUUGUUCUUUCAAUUGGUAUUUUGGGUAAUUUUCUCAAUAUUAUUCUCUUUCUUAGAAAAUCAUUACGUACAACAUCUUGUAAUAACUACUUUUUUGCUUCGGCAUUCAGUAAUUUGGUGGCAUUGAAUAUAGGCAUUGUACCAUUGCUCUAUACAUAUGAUCGACCAUGGGCAAUUAUAACAGCGUAUUGUAAAAUACGAAGUUAUAUGUUUAAUGCAUCUCAACAAAUAUCUCGCUAUUUAAUUGUAUGUGCAUGUAUUGAUCGAUUUGCUCUUUGUUCAACAAAUGCUACUCUUCGACAAUUCUCUCGUGUACAAGUUGCUCGUCGUUAUGUGAUUCCUUUUAUCAUUAUUAUUUGGCAUAUCUUCCCAAUUUAUAUGCUAGUCUUUAAUAUUGCUGUUAACACUAUCUGUGUGUAUCCAGGUGUAUCGGCACUUGCCAAUAGUAUCUAUGGCAUGUCCUUCGUUGGUUUUCUUCCACCUACGUUGAUGCUUAUUUUUUCUGCACUGACAAUUCGUAAUCUAACGUCAAAACAAGAUCGUCGACAUGUUCAUCCACUUCCAAUUGUCAACACUAAUUUAUCAACAGAUAAAGAUCGAAAACAACAGAAAAAAGAUCAACAAGUUUUUGCAAUGUUAAUCGUACAAGUUAUUGUUUAUGUUAUUGCGACAAGUAUGGGGAGUAUCAAUCUAGUCUAUUCUGUUGCAACAACAUAUAUGGGAAUAGACAAAUCGAUUGAACGAAAAGUGAUUGAAAGUUUUAUUUCAUCUGUUACUGGAAUAUUAAAUUAUACUUCUCCUAGUUUAUCAUUCUAUUUAUUUCUUCUUGCUUCAAGUCUUUAUCGAAAAGAAAUGAAAUUGGUCAUACGGCAGGUGUGUAAUAGGUGUGGUUUAAGAUGGAUUGUUAAUAAUAAUAGUGUUGGUAAUACUCUUGCAACACAUCCUAGUAGAGUAGGUGAAUUUACCCAACAACCAACUGUAAUACUACUCCCUGUUAUAAGUAGUCAUACUUGA